CUGUGUGUACAGCACCCUGAUAGGGACCAGAGCCAUGACAGUGAAUAAGACGAGACUAUGCCCUUGAGGAACUCACCUCUGCUAAGGGAAAAGGGUGUGGAAACACACAAUGGUGGCAAAGAGAAAAGAGGACAAUAGGACUGCAUGAAGGGGAUGGAAAGUACCCAGGGGAGGAAACAGUUAAAUGUGUGUGAGGAGGUUGGUGAGGAAAGACUCUAAGAGAAGGCUCUGUCUGGCUGGGUUUGGAAGGAUGUGUAUGAGUCUUCUAGGAGGCACAGGCACACACCAGGCAUAGAUAAAGAUCUGCAGGCAUGGCUUGUUGGGAUGAAUUUCAAGGAUUCUGGAAUGAGGACAGCCAUGGAGACAAGGGCAGGAGAGAGGAGAUUUAAUAAAUUUUAUGCCAAUGGCUCCACUUGAGUUUCUGAUAAGAAUCCAGGACCCUUGGACUCCCCAGUAACAUUGAUUGAGUUGUUUAUGAUUCCUCAUAGAAUAUGAACUCAAAGGAGGUCAGUGAGGGGUGUGUGUGUGUGAUUCUUUGCCAACUGCCAAGGUGGAGAAGCCUCUUCCAACUGCAAGUGGAGCACAGUUGACCCUGCUACUGGCUGCCACCCCAGCCCUGCCUCUUUCUCCAGCAUAUAAACAAUCCAGGAGCCUCAGUGAAUCACUGCUGUGCAGGGAAGGAAAGCUCCACGCACACAGCCCAGCAGGAAAGCUCCACGCACUCAGCCCAGCAAACAGCAGCACACAGCUGAAAGGAAGACUCAGAGGAGAGAGAUAAGGAAGGAAAGUAGUGAUGGAUCUCAUCCCAGACUUGGCCGUGGAAACCUGGCUUCUCCUGGCUGUCAGCCUGAUACUCCUCUAUCUAUAUGGAACCCAUUCACAUGGACUUUUUAAGAAGCUUGGAAUUCCAGGACCCACACCUCUGCCUUUUUUCGGAAAUGUUUUGUCUUUCCGUAAGGGCCUUUGGACGUUUGACAUGGAAUGUUAUAAAAAGUACAGAAAAGUCUGGGGUUUUUAUGACUGUCUACAGCCUGUGCUGGCUAUCACAGAUCCCAACAUGAUCAAAACAGUGCUAGUGAAAGAAUGUUAUUCUGUCUUCACAAACCGGAGGCCUUUAGGUCCAGUGGGAUUUAUGAAAAGUGCCCUCUCUAGAGCUCAGGAUGAAGAAUGGAAGAGAAUACGAUCAUUGCUCUCUCCAACCUUCACCAGCGGAAAACUCAAGGAGAUGGUCCCUAUCAUUGCCCAGUAUGGAGACGUGCUGGUGAGAAAUCUGAGGCGGGAAGCAGAGACAGGCAUGCCUGUCACCUUGAAGGACGUCUUUGGGGCCUACAGCAUGGACGUGAUCACUAGCACAUCAUUUGGAGUGAACAUCGACUCUCUCAACAAUCCACAAGACCCCUUUGUGGAAAACACCAAGAAGCUUUUAAGAUUUAAUUCAUUAGAUCCAUUCUUUCUCUCAAUAAAAAUCUUUCCAUUCCUUACCCCAAUUUUUGAAGCAUUAAAUAUCACUAUGUUUUCAAGAAAAGUUACAAAUUUUCUAAGAAAAUCUGUAAAUAAGAUAAAAGAAGAUCGCCUCAAAGAGACACAAAAGCGCCGAGUGGAUUUCCUUCAGCUGAUGAUUGACUCUCAGAAUUCGAAAGACACUGAGUCCCACAAAGCUCUGUCUGAUCUGGAGCUUGUGGCCCAAUCAAUUAUCUUCAUUUUUGCUGGCUAUGAAACCACGAGCAGUGUUCUCUCUUUCAUUAUGUAUGAACUGGCCACUCACCCUGAUGUCCAGCAGAAACUGCAGAAGGAAAUUGACGCAGUUUUACCCAAUAAGGCACCACCCACCUAUGAUACUGUGCUACAGAUGGAGUAUCUCGACAUGGUAGUGAAUGAAACGCUCAGAUUAUUCCCAGUUGCUAUGAGACUUGAGAGGGUCUGCAAAAAAGAUGUUGAAAUCAAUGGGAUGUUCAUUCCCAAAGGGGUGGUGGUGAUGAUUCCAAGCUAUGUUCUUCAUCAUGACCCAAAGCACUGGACAGAGCCUGAGAAGUUCCUCCCUGAAAGGUUCAGUAAGAAGAACAAGGACAACAUAGAUCCUUACAUAUAUACACCCUUUGGGAGUGGACCCAGAAACUGCAUUGGCAUGAGGUUUGCGCUCAUGAACAUGAAACUUGCUCUAAUCAGAGUCCUUCAGAACUUCUCCUUCAAACCUUGUAAAGAAACACAGAUCCCCCUGAAAUUACGCUUUGGAGGACUUCUUCAACCAGAAAAACCCAUUGUUCUAACGGCUGAGUCAAGGAAUGGGACCGUAAGUGGAGCCUGAUUUCCCUAAGGACUUCUGCUUUGCUCUUCAAGAAAGCUGUGCCCCAGAACCCCAGAGACUUCAAAUUACUUUGUGAAUAGAACCCUGAAAUGAAGAUGGGCUUUAUCCAACGUACUGCAUAAAUAACUAGGGAUUCUCUACAUGUAUUGAGCUCUCUCACAGUGUAUAUAGAGUGUUAUACUCGGUAAUGUAAAGGAGAUGACCAAAUCAGUGCUGGGGAAGUAGAUUUGGCUUCUCUCUUCUCAUAGGACUAUCUCCACCACUCCCAGUUAGCACCAUUAACUCCUCCUGAGCUCUGAUAACAGAAAACAUUUCUUAAAAACUUCAUCCACAAUCAUUAAUGAAAAUAACAAUUAUUUUGAUGGCUCUAACAGUGACAUUUAUAUCACAUGUUAUAUCUGAAGUAUUCUAUACUAAGUUUUAUAUUAAGCAAAUCAACAAAAACCUCUUUACAAAAGUA
This is a messenger RNA of Chlorocebus sabaeus (green monkey), 2765 nucleotides long. It is a transcript of the gene CYP3A7, whose product is annotated as cytochrome P450 family 3 subfamily A member 7. Lineage: Eukaryota; Metazoa; Chordata; Mammalia; Primates; Cercopithecidae. The record is from RefSeq and is a predicted model, not a curated record. Gene Ontology annotation, biological process: steroid metabolic process; oxidative demethylation. Gene Ontology annotation, molecular function: testosterone 6-beta-hydroxylase activity; estrogen 16-alpha-hydroxylase activity; oxidoreductase activity, acting on paired donors, with incorporation or reduction of molecular oxygen, reduced flavin or flavoprotein as one donor, and incorporation of one atom of oxygen.